AUGGGCCACAUUAUGAACAUUUAUUAUUGUUAUUCCUGUGGAUACAGAAAAGUGUUUGAAGAUUAUGCAGGUAUUAUACAUCAAAAAUAUCCUGAAAUUUCUGUAAUUGGAGCAAACUAUGAUCCUCCUGGGCUGAAUAUGUACCUGUCUAGGUUGAUUGGUUUUGGGAAGAUGAUAUUAAUCAUAUUAUUCGACAUCAUCAUUACUCUUGCAAAGGACAUUGAGAGAAUU
Iphiclides podalirius (scarce swallowtail) is the source of this 231-nucleotide messenger RNA. The record is from the annotation of a GenBank genome assembly. Lineage: Eukaryota; Metazoa; Arthropoda; Insecta; Lepidoptera; Papilionidae.